Penicillium daleae is the source of this 858-nucleotide messenger RNA. Its product is annotated as putative cellulose-binding GDSL lipase/acylhydrolase. The coding region runs from base 1 to 858 and encodes 285 amino acids. Lineage: Eukaryota; Fungi; Ascomycota; Eurotiomycetes; Eurotiales; Aspergillaceae. Gene Ontology annotation, molecular function: hydrolase activity, acting on ester bonds. The transcript is spliced from 5 exons. The record is from RefSeq and is a predicted model, not a curated record.
AUGAGCGUCGCAGCGACAGCUGCGGUGCCCACGCACCGGCGAUCAUCGCCGACUUAUUUCUUCACUUUUGGCGACUCAUACUCGAUGACAAGUUUCAAUGUCGAAGGCACACAGCCAUCAGCUUCGGACCCAAUGGGAAACCCUGCGCUCGGAACUGGUGCUACUGGAGGUGGCAUCAAUUGGAUUGGAUACCUGACCACUGCAGACAAUGCCUCUCUCGUUCUAAGCUACAACUUGGCUAUAGGCGGUGCGACUAUUGACAACGCUAUUCUUAAUUCUGGAUAUCCGGACAUGACCAGUCAAGUUGCCACAUUUCAAGGAAACUACAGCACUAAGCCCGCUACUGCGCCCUGGGCUUCUUCUGAUUCUGUCUUUGGCUUCUGGAUUGGAAUUAAUGAUGUUGGUUGGGGCUUCGGAGGCUACAACGCCAGCGUCCUCGUACCGACGCUCAUGGCUCAGUACAGGUCACUCAUCGAAGAAAUCUAUGCGGAUGGCGGGCGCAAAUUCCUAUUUUUGAAUGUUCCCCCAGCAAGUCGGAGUCCAUAUAUCCUCGACCAAGGAGAGAGUGUCUCACAACAACAUGCCGCAUGGACUACUGCGUAUAACAACGGCCUUGCCAAAAUGCGCGCUGAAUUCAAGGCAGCUCAUCAUGAUGUCGAGACUGUUCUCUACGACUCUUGGAGUUUCAUGACCAAGAUUUUGGAUCAUCCCCAGAAAUACGGAUAUCCUAACGCUACUUGUAUCAAUGAUGAUGGAGAGAGUUGUGUCUGGUGGAAUAACUACCACCCUGGACAGAAGUACCAUAGAUUGCAAGCGGCAGAUAUGAAGGGGGCCCUACAUCCCUUUGGGGCGUGGUAG